This is a messenger RNA of Colletotrichum abscissum, 1404 nucleotides long. RefSeq lists its product as uncharacterized. The coding region runs from base 1 to 1404 and encodes 467 amino acids. The record is from RefSeq and is a predicted model, not a curated record. Gene Ontology annotation, molecular function: acyltransferase activity, transferring groups other than amino-acyl groups. The transcript has a single exon. Gene Ontology annotation, biological process: secondary metabolite biosynthetic process. NCBI's taxonomy places the organism in Eukaryota, Fungi, Ascomycota, Sordariomycetes, Glomerellales, Glomerellaceae.
AUGGGUUCCUUGUCAGGCUUCACAGAGAUCCCGGAUCUCACGCCCCUCGAGCGUAUCGGACCCAAAGGCUACCUUCGAUAUGUCUUCCCUUUCCAGCUCCCCGAAGAUUACAACCUCGAUCAAGCUGCUUCUAUUCUGCGCGCAGGGUAUGAAGCCGCGCAACAGCGUAUCGCUGUUUUGGGGUGUGAAGCCGUCCCAAACCCAGAUGCCAAGCAAGCCGGCGUCUUGAAGCUUCAGAAACUCCGUCAUGGAGACAUUGAAGGCAUCACUGUCAAGGACCUUCGAGCUCCCGGUGCAUUCCCCAUGACGUACUCGGAGCUCAAAUCCAAGAACUUCCCAGUGGCUUCCUUUGAUGCAGAUACUAUCUGCCGGCGCUCGGUAUGGGCAACACCAGACGAAAGGCUGCCCGUAUCUCUUCCGCAAGCCAACUUCAUCCAAGGGGGCCUGAUUCUAUCCUGGUGCAUCUUCCACAUGUUUGGAGACGGGAAGACAUUCCUGAUCUGGACCAAGAUCUGGGCAGAAGAGUGUCGCAGAGCCCAAGGCCUCGAGAUCAUAGACCCUUUCAAGCUGGAUGAGGCGUUCCUCAGAGACCGUCAACGCAUCAUGAGCCCAACCGGCAAGAACCCGGGCCGUGCUGAAGACCACCCAGAGUACACCAUCAUCCCCUUCACACCCGAGGGCAUGCCGCCAAAGAUCCUUUCCGAAGAUCACCGCGGCCAAAUCUUCUACUUCUCGCCCGAGGCCCUGGCCAGACUCAAGGCCGAAGCAUCUCCAGAAAAUGUAACGGAACCCACGAAGCAGAGAUGGGUCUCCACCAACGACGCGCUCUCGGCGCUGCUCUGGCGUACCGUCAUGGCGGUGCAGUCACCCCUCGAAACCCUCGAGGGCGACCCGGUGUCAGUCUUCAACAUCGCCAUCGACGCUCGCCUGCGUACGGACCCGCCGGUGCACCCGGAGACUAUGGGCUGCUUCCUCGGCUACGUGGCGGCUUCGGCGCCGAUCCGCAAAAUGCUCGGCUCGGCGUCCCUGGCUGACUUGGCGAUUCUGGUUCGUCAGGCGUUGAUUCGUGCCGAUAGCCAGUUUGUCGAUGAUGUAGCUACGCUCAUUGACACGGUGGAGGAUGUGAACCGUAUCAUCCCUACGGCUCUCUUGGAUGUGCCCGGUAACAACUGCAUUCAGACAUCAUGGGUCAACUUCUCCCUGUAUGACGUGCAGUGGGGACCGGUGCUGGGCGACACGAUCCAGGCCGUUCGCGCGCCGCAUGUUGGUGUGAUCAACGGGUUGCAGGUCGUCAUGCCUAUUUUGCCGGACGGUGGGAUGGAGAUCCUUGUGGGUGUUGAGAAGAACUGCUUGGACAGGUUGUUGCAUGAGCCAUUGUGGAUGAAGUAUGCAGAGACGAGGUAA